GUUCAUGGACCGCGACAUCCAACCACCUCUGCUCCCGAACGUGCUAUAUACUCCAUACUACUGCGAAGAGAACAUAUUUCUUUUGGCGGAACAUUUUCUUCGGCAGGAUCUUGUCCCACUCACCUGGGAUGUUUAUGUCGUAUUUAUUUCCAAUCACACACAGACGGUGGCAGUCUGGAAUCAACGCGUAUCCCCAUCGCCAGAGCUUCCCAUAGUCUGGGACUACCACGUCGUCCUUGUCCUGAAAAGUCGGCGGACCAAAAUCUCUAGCUCUGCCAACCUUGAUGGUCAAACUUGGGUUUAUGAUUUGGACACGUUACUGAAUGUCCCGUGUUCUUGGAAAGAAUACACUGACAAGACGUUUCUGGACGAGGAUUCAAUUCUGCCGCGAUAUCACAGCCUGUUCAGGGUCAUUCCUGCAAAGGGUUUCUUGGACCACUUUGCCUCGGACAGAUCGCACAUGCUAAAGACGAACUCCUCGGAAGUCCCACCUUGUUAUCACCACUGCCCUCCUGCCUACCCAGCUUUGCGUGGACCGAAGGCUGUGGAAGGUGGGGUUGUGAAUAAUUUGAUGAGCCACUUUGUCUCGAUGGCACCAUCGCUGGGGGUGUACGGGACGGUCAUGAACUUAGACGAAUUCGUACGAUGGUGCCUUGAAACACCGUUAAUUACAUUUGAUUAGUCCACAGUCAACUUGUCCAUACCUUGCUCAAGUUACGUUUAC
Molecule: messenger RNA, 724 nt
Organism: Coniophora puteana RWD-64-598 SS2
Lineage: Eukaryota; Fungi; Basidiomycota; Agaricomycetes; Boletales; Coniophoraceae
Exons: 5
Coding region: 5-682 (225 amino acids)
Cellular component (GO): nucleus; cytosol
Molecular function (GO): protein-N-terminal glutamine amidohydrolase activity; protein-N-terminal asparagine amidohydrolase activity
Source: RefSeq, a predicted model, not a curated record